Acanthisitta chloris (rifleman) is the source of this 2472-nucleotide messenger RNA. RefSeq names its product intraflagellar transport 88 (gene IFT88). The record is from RefSeq and is a predicted model, not a curated record. Gene Ontology annotation, biological process: inner ear receptor cell stereocilium organization; intraciliary transport; non-motile cilium assembly. NCBI's taxonomy places the organism in Eukaryota, Metazoa, Chordata, Aves, Passeriformes, Acanthisittidae. Bases 1 to 2472 code for a protein of 823 amino acids. Gene Ontology annotation, molecular function: kinesin binding. Gene Ontology annotation, cellular component: centriole; ciliary base; non-motile cilium. The transcript has 27 exons.
AUGAUGCAAAAUGUGCAGCUGGCUCCUGAGAAUGAUGAAGAUGAUCUCUAUUCUGGCUACAAUGAUUAUAAUCCCAUGUUUGACACAGAGGAUUUAGAAAAUGAUGUAGCUUUUCAACAGGCAGUAAGAACAAGUCAUGGUAGAAGGCCCCCUGUGACAGCCAAAAUUCCGGGUACAUCAAGUUCAAGACCUUUAGCUACUGGAUUUGGGUCAAAGGCAACUUUGCCUUCAUCUAUGGGAAGACCAAUGACAGGAGCUAUCCAGGAUGGGGUUUCUCGACCAAUGACAGCAGUGCAUGCUGCAGGUUACACUAAAGCAGCUAUAAGAGGUUCUUCAUUUGAUCCUCUUGGCCAAGCAAGAGGUCCUGCUUCACCUCUGGAAAAGAAAAAUUCAGACAGUUCAGAAGAGAAGAUUCGGCAGCUGGAAAAAAAAGUGAAUGAACUGGUUGAAGAAAGCUGUGUGGCCAGCAGCUCUGGAGACUUGAAAUUGGCUUUGGAAAAAGCAAAAGAGGCUGGAAGACAGGAAAGAGAACUGUUGAGACAACGUGAACAAAUUACUCCUCUAGCAAAUAUCAACUUGGACCUCAAGUACUCAGUUCUUCUUAAUCUGGCCAGUCAGUAUGCUGCUAAUGAAAUGUAUGCUGAAGCACUGACUACUUACCAACUCAUAGUGAAGAAUAAGAUGUUCAGCAAUGGAGGGAUACUGAAGGUGAAUAUGGGCAAUAUAUAUUUAAAACAACGGAACUAUUCCAAAGCUGUCAAAUUCUACCGUAUGGCUCUGGACCAGAUUACUAGUGCCCACAAAGAGAUGAGGAUGAAAAUAAUGGAAAAUAUUGGAGUUGCAUUUAUUAAAACUGGCCAAUAUGUUGAUGCCAUUUCUUCCUUUGAAGAGAUAAUGAGCAUAUCCCCAAACCUGAAGGCAGGUUUCAAUUUGAUCCUGUGUUAUUUUGCUAUUGGAAAUGGUGAGCAAAUGAAGAAAGCCUUCCAAAAACUUCUCGCAGUUCCCUUGGAAGUGGAUUAUGAUGACAAAUACGUUUCACUAAAUGAUGAUCUGCAUACGAAGCUACUGAUUGAAGCCAUUAAAAAUGACAGUUUAAGUCAAAUAGAACGUGAGAGGAAAUCCGUGGCAGAGGAAUAUAUCAUGACAGCUGCUAAGCUCAUUGCACCAGUAAUUGAGACAUCUUUUGCAGUAGGCUAUGACUGGUGUGUUGAUGUGGUGAAAGCUUCACACUAUGUAGAGUUAGCCAAUGACCUGGAAAUAAAUAAAGCCACUACUUACUUGAGGCAGCAGAAUUUUAACCAGGCACUGGACACUUUGAAAAUGUUUGAAAAAAAGGACAGCAGACUAAAGAGUGUGGCUGCAACAAACCUUUCAUUCCUGUAUUAUUUGGGGAAUGAAAUGGCACAAGCAAUUAACUAUGCAGAUUUAGCUGUAAAUUCUGAUCGAUACAAUCCAGCAGCUCUAACUAACAAAGGAAAUACUGUUUUUGCAAAUGGAGACUAUGAAAAAGCAACAGAAUUUUAUAAGGAAGCUCUCAGGAAUGAUUCCUUGUGCACUGAAGCACUUUAUAAUCUUGGUUUAGCAUACAAGAGGUUAAACAGGAUAGAUGAAGCUUUGGAUUGUUUUCUGAAACUCCAUGCAAUCCUUCCAAAUAGCACCCAGGUGCUUUAUCAGAUAGCAAGCAUAUAUGAGAUCAUGGAAGAUCCCCAUCAAGCCAUAGAGUGGCUCCUGCAGUUGAUCAGUGUGGUACCAAGUGAUCCACAAGUACUUUUAAAGCUAGGGAAAUUAUAUGAUCAUGAAGGUGAUAAAUCCCAAGCUUUUCAUUAUUACUAUGAGUCCUACAGGUAUUUCCCUUCAAACAUUGAGGUCAUUGAAUGGCUUGGAGCAUAUUACGUUGACACCCAGUUUUGUGAAAAAGCCAUUGAGUACUUUGAAAGAGCAGCACUUAUCCAGCCGACACAAGUGAAGUGGCAGCUGAUGGUUGCCAGUUGCUACAGGAGAAGUGGUAACUACCAGAAAGCUCUGGAGAAAUAUAAGCUCAUUCACAGAAAAUUCCCAGAGAACACGGAAUGCCUUCGAUUUUUAGUUCGUCUCUGCACAGAUAUGGGACUGAAAGAAGUCCAGGAAUAUGUAACAAAGCUCAAGAAAGUGGAAAAAUUAAAAGAAAUAAGAGAGCAGCGUAUUAAGUCUGGCAGAGAUGGCAGUGCACGUAACCGCAGAGAAGGAAGUGGUGGAAGCUCUUCUGGAAGGAACAAUAGUGGUGGUCCCAAAGGGGAAAGACUGAGUGCCAGACUAAAAGCUUUGCCUGGAACAAGUGAACCCUAUGAAAGUAGCAGCAGUAAAGAAAUAGAUGCCUCCUAUGUAGAUCCGCUUGGCCCACAAGCAGAAAGGCCAAAAACUGCAGCAAGAAAAAGAAUUGAGGAAGAUGAUUUUGCUGAUGAAGAACUAGGAGAGGAUCUGCUUCCAGAAUAG